Cuscuta campestris is the source of this 631-nucleotide messenger RNA. NCBI's taxonomy places the organism in Eukaryota, Viridiplantae, Streptophyta, Magnoliopsida, Solanales, Convolvulaceae. The record is from the annotation of a GenBank genome assembly.
CGUGUGUGUAUAUAUAUAGAAUGUUGUAAUUGCUUGGCUAUACACCUUUGAUACACUGAAAAAGACCAGCAUUAGAAAAUUCACAACAAUGGCUCUAGCUCCAAAAAACAAUCGCCGCUCAAUGUUUGCUCCUAUUUCCGACCUAAACAACACUAAAAAAUCAUGGAUUGUCAUGUUAAGGGCUGUGCGUGUUUACUUUAUACCGAGGUGGGCAAAAGGCGGGGAUUCCAUGGAGAUCAUAUUUCACGAUGAGCAUGGGAAAUCGUUUGGGUUGCACACUAUAGGGAGAAUACGUGGACCGAUUCAUGGAUUGUUUGACCCAAAACAACCAAGAACCGGUUAUUAUGCUUUUGAGCUUUUGCCGCCCGAGACGCUAUAUGGGGAUUGUGACUGUCUCUACUGCAUUUCAUGUUACCAAAAUGAUUUUCGAUGGUAAUUCUCCCAAGAUUGAAGAAUUUAGAGCAAGGUUACCUUGACUGCUAAGUCAUUUGGGAUGAGAAAGCUUACCAAAAACCAGGGGAUCAAUCCAUUUAUUCAUUUCGAAGAUGAACCAGACAAAGAUAUAGGAGGAAUUGGAAAUUUAAUUGAUCCAUGUUACAAGUGCAAACAGUAAUGAAGAUUCACUUGAUAU